CCUUUCUUCCUUUGUUCCUUUCUUUUCCUUUCUGUCGCUGCUCCUUUCUUCCUUUGUUCCUUUCUCACUUCCUUCCACUUUCUUUUUGUGUCUAUAAUGUUCUCUUUUUAUGGUUGCUUUACUAUUUUGUUGGUGUCUGUCUUCUUUUCCUUUAUUGUUUUCUUUGUUUAUUUGGUUUCUGUGUUUUCCUUUGCUUCUUUUGUUUUUGCGGUGCAAAAGAACGACCACGCAGUGAAACAAUCACACAAAACAACUUCAUGUCGCAGCAUCGUUCUUGCCUGAAACGUUCUUGCUUUAUGUGUUCUUGCGCUAUAGGCCCUACAACUGCGAGCUGUGAAACGCUUGCUUUUGAUGGAUCUUUUGGUCCCGACCUUUUUGUUUCACAGUUUCACAAAACGACUACAACAUCAAGCAAAAAGUUCUGGCUGCUCUUGCUGCUUUCUAUGUGCGCAGCUCUACUUGUUAUGGCAUCUCAGCUCUAUUUGUGAUGGCAUCAGGUCUUGCGUGUUUUGUCUUGUUGACAUAGAACGAAAGCAUUCAAGGCAUUGUGUAGCAGUUUGCAUUGCAGUGUCCAGCAUGCAUGUCUUGCUGUUGAGGCUUUUGGUCUUGCAUGUUUUUAGUUGAUAUAGGUUCUUGCAACUUGUGUGGAACUUGGAAAGCGUUUCAAGUUCAAGUCACAAGUGUAUUGGUCUAGUCUGGUGCCCCGCACCAAGUAUGUCCAGUCUAGAUGUUGCCUUGGAGCAGCAAAGCAAUGCUGCCAAAACAAAACUGAAAGAACGUGCCGGCAAAUCACGAUUGGUCGCAGACAGCAGCACUGGAGUCCGAGACAUUCAGAACGUGCUGAGAAACUUCCUCACCUACAAAGAAACUAGUGACCUGCAUGCUUUGAUCUCCAGGAAAAUUUGUGAAGCUCACCUGGAAGUCUCAACCAGACCCAGAGUACAUGGUGAAAAUGGCGAACCUUUGCUACGACUUGGCUGUCAUUGCCCCAAACUCUAAACUUGCAGGGAAAAAAAUCAGGGAAGCUUUGCAAAAGCUUCUUGACCUUGGUGAAGUCAGAAACACAACCGAGCGAGAGAACAAAUCCUUCAUUGACAACUCGGACCUCCUGAUUCGAAUCGCUAUGGGGAUGUUUCGAUCUUUAAAGUAUGACCUGCUUAAGAAAGAUCAAGUUCUGAGGAGGAUUGGUAGCCCGGAUUCCAACAAGAUCAAACUUGUGUUGGAGCGAUUGAUCCUUCCAACGGAUUAUGAUGGAGGGGUCAGUGAUGGUGAAGAAGAUGCCACUGCUUGGGCGGCGGCAGACGGUGGUGGUUCUCGCAGUGAUCUCGCCCUCCCUCUCCAGGAUGCACAGGACUUUGACAUCUCUGAAUUUGAGAAGAUCAGCAGCAAUCAGCUUCAGCCUUUACCUCAUGCUGCCCCAGCUACACCUACAAAAGGUCCAACUUCGUCCAAUUCUGUUGGCUUCAGCCCCGAUGCAUCGAAAACAGAGCCUCAGGGCAGAUUCACCGGAAGUUCGGCAUCCUUUCGCAUGAGCCGACUUGAGUUGGGACCCCCAUCACCUGUGAAGCGCAAGUUGAACCUAGAUGAGAAGUUGCUUUAUGAAGCAGAGGGCCACAUCCCAAAGAAGGCAGUGCCAAAGUCGAAGGCAGGGCCCAUGAAGAGGCCAGCCAUCAAGCGUCCACCAUCCUCUCUCCCUCCAACCAACUCUCAUGAGCCUAAUGAAGUUCCUGGUGAAGGAGCAGUUGGUCAUGCUGAUGAUGGCGAUGAACGAGGUGAUGAACCGCCCACUAAGCUGAUGUUCCGGAAGAAUGUCCACAGCAGGGCCUACAACAAGGAAAAAAAUGCACAACUCAAGGGAGGCGCUGACCUCGAAACUGCGAAGGAUGCUGCCCGUUCCGCUGGUGCUGCUGCUGUGCGAGAGGCUGAGGCACAAGGUCUUCUUGAGGAUUGAGUGGUAGAUUUGUAUGCAAAUGUGUAAGUGUAGAGGCAGCUUCA
Durusdinium trenchii is the source of this 1995-nucleotide messenger RNA. NCBI's taxonomy places the organism in Eukaryota, Dinophyceae, Suessiales, Symbiodiniaceae. The record is from the annotation of a GenBank genome assembly.